UUCAUUGAUACAAUAAAUAAUAAACUGAUUGAAUUUGAUUAUUAGAGAUUGUACUUUGACGCUAGUAGUGUACAACGGUUCAUAUAAAGUAUAUAUAUAUAUAAUGAGAGUAUACAAAUGGAUGAGAAUGAAUGAAAGAAGCGAACAAACGUAAGCAUCAUCGAACAUAACCUCAACAUUUAUACGAUUGGUUAACUGUUUACAGCGUUUACGAAGAUGAAAUAAUUUUUGAACGUAAAUUUAUAUUUUUGUAUGUAUCAAAUUUUACUUUUAUCAAAAUGAGAUACGCGCAACUUGUUAUGGGACCUGCCGGUAGUGGAAAGUCUACGUAUUGUUCUACCAUGCAACAGCAUGCAGCGGAUGAGAGGAAAAUGAUUGAAGUAGUCAAUUUGGAUCCUGCAGCAGAAUAUUUUGAGUACGAACCACUUAUUGACAUAAGAGAAUUGAUUCAAUUAGAUGAUGCCAUGGAGGAUGACGAAUUAAAAUUUGGCCCUAAUGGUGGUCUUGUCUUUUGUAUGGAAUACUUAGUCGAAAAUUCAACAUGGCUAGAAGAAAAAUUAGGCGACGCAGAUGACGAUUAUAUUAUUUUUGAUUGUCCCGGUCAAAUUGAGCUUUAUACGCAUAUGACAGUUAUGCGUCAGUUAAUAACAAUAUUACAAAACAUGAACUUUCGUAUAUGUGGAAUAUUUAUAGUGGACAGUCAAUUUAUGGUCGAUGGGUCAAAAUUUUUAUCAGGCACCAUGGCAGCUUUAAGCGUUAUGAUCAAUCUAGAAAUACCACAUGUUAAUAUAUUAAGUAAAAUGGAUUUAUUGUCAAAGAGCGCAAAAAAACAAUUGGAUAAAUAUUUGGAACCUGAUCCACAUAGUUUAUUAUCUAAUAUGGAAAAUGAUCCAUGGGAUGAAAAAUACCGAAAUCUCACAGAAGCCGUAGGUAGACUCAUUGAAGAUUAUAGUUUAGUUCGUUUUUAUCCUCUGAAUAUUAAAGAUGAAGAAAGUAUCGCCGAUAUAAAAUUAACAAUCGAUAAUAUUAUUCAAUAUGGAGAAGAUGCAGAUGUAAAAAUUAGGGAUUUUGAUGAAUCUUGUAACGAUGAUGACGAUGACGAUGAUGCAAAUGACACGAAUUAUGGUUGAGAAAAUCCUACAUGAUGUAUAUUUUAAUAAAAUGUUUUCUUAACGUU
This is a messenger RNA of Vespa mandarinia (Asian giant hornet), 1177 nucleotides long. Its product is annotated as GPN-loop GTPase 3. The record is from RefSeq and is a predicted model, not a curated record. NCBI's taxonomy places the organism in Eukaryota, Metazoa, Arthropoda, Insecta, Hymenoptera, Vespidae. Gene Ontology annotation, molecular function: GTPase activity.